Molecule: messenger RNA, 2332 nt
Organism: Fundulus heteroclitus (mummichog)
Lineage: Eukaryota; Metazoa; Chordata; Actinopteri; Cyprinodontiformes; Fundulidae
Exons: 3
Coding region: 1172-2332 (386 amino acids)
Source: RefSeq, a predicted model, not a curated record
AUACAUAAAAUGGGGAUGCCUCUUUAAGGAAACAGACGUUAAGGGAGCUAGGUAGUCUAUCUAGCCAAUAGGAAGUUAAGUUUCCAGUGUCUAUCCACCAAUGAGAAUGCAGACUGCCCCUGUAGGUCCCGCCCUGCUUUCCCAUGUAUGUAGCAAUAUAGGGUGAGCGAGAGAGAUCGGACACGAGGACGAGACUGCUGAGCUGUGCAGCGUCAGAGUCUGUGUUAAGACUGUUAUAGUAUUACACACAAAUGAAAAACGAAGCUUUUUGCAAUUGGAAUUGCUGUUCAUUAUCCAAGUUCUAAUUUGGAAUUAGUUGAGCUGAAGUGUCCCACCUGUCUGGACUCGAGGCCAUCAUAUUGUUGUCCCAAACUGAUUGAGAUUGAGUGAGAUUGAGAUCGGUCAGGUUUUUUUUUUCCGCUGGAUCGUUCCUGAGGUGGAUUCCUCAAGAGACUGAUGGCGAGCCUUCCCACCUGGACUUAGAAAAGGAACUGGCUUCCUCCUUUUGCAUUUGGAGUUCUGCUGCACCCUGCGGUGUGGUAGGCCUGUGUCACUCAAAUCUUCACGCAGAGUUUGUUAUGCACGAGACUACUUACUGACUUUUUUCCAUUUUUUUUCGUUUCAUUCUGGGACUUUGGACAUAAAUUUUAUUUUGGACGUAGUAACAAACUACUGUGUAGGACACUCUCCUCACGUGACUGAUGUUGAGUCCAAUCUGAAUGUGAACUGAAUUCGAAUAAUCUGUGAUCCAUUAAGGUUCAGAAUUUAGAUUAACAGGGUGCACCCAAAAUAGAUAAAACCAGAGAAGUAGAACUUGGCCAAGUGUUCAUAUUAUUUUAUGUAUUUUAUUGUGUUGAAUUUAUUUUCAUAAUUGUUUGUCUUGUACAACUGUUUGUUAAUUUGAUGGUUUAUCUCACUAAAGCAAUCGUUUGUUAAACCAUCCAACUGCAUCCGUUGUCAUUUAAACACCCUCACUGUGCUCCGAUAGCCGAACCUAUUGGCCCAUUUAUCUAAAAUACAUAGGACUCUUCUCUACUGUGUUACAUAGGAUCUUAUGGCGAGCCAGCCAGGAGCAUGAGUGUGUGUGUUUAAAUGUCAGACAUCUUACAAGUAUUGUUAGAUCGUGCCAAGUACUUCUAAAAAAAAAAAAAAAAAAAAAAAAAAAAAAAAAAUGGAUGUGGUACUCCGGGAGUCCAUCCAAAUUCCCCAUUCUGUGGUUGUUAGUGGUUUAACAGGGUCAGAGACAGAUGAGGAAGUGUCAACCUUUCUCCAGAAGUAUGGUUCCAUUAACCGUUACAUUCGCUUAGAUGAUCCUAAAUCAGAUUACCAUAAAGACAUGAUUAUUGAGUUUGCACAUGAAACUGCCAUGCAGACAUUGGAGCCAUUGUUGCCUCUUCAGCUUCCAAGCACGACUCAAGCAGGCAUUGUGUAUGAGUUGAAGGCUUUAGGAAGUGUUUACACCAUAGAUGCCAGAAGCAAAGCUACUAAAAUGUACAUGGAACAGCUCUCUGAAAUUGCCAGGCUGAGUGGAAAUUCAUUAGGAGAAAUGUUGAAGGAGGAACUUAAAAAUCUGGUUUCAUCUGCAGAAAGUGCCUUUGCACAAUCACCUCAGACUGAUACAGAAUCCUCAGCUCCACAGAGUCCAACCCCACAAAAAGACUCAACCAGCCAAAGAGAUAUCCCAUCUUCUGAAACCCCUCAGUCAGUAAUGCCUACUAACUCCACGAUUUUGACACCAGCAAAUGAUCAAAGUAAGCCUCUCACCCCUUCCAUUUUGAGUAAAAACCUGAUCGAUCUCAACCCCCCACAGACUUUUGCUGCCUCAUCUGAAUCCUCUGCUACGCCCCUAAUCGAUGUCAAUCCACCUGCAGUUCAGCGAGUGGUGGUUGAGCAUGUGGUGCGCAGCAAUGAUAACUCACCCCAGUUCACCUCACCCAGUAGACUCAGAGCUUUUUCUGGCAAGAGUCCACGUCCGAGCCAUGAAGCAGAUUAUGAUACAUGGCGUGCAAGUGUUGAGAUUCUUAUCAGAGAUCCAUCUGUGCCAGACUUGCAUUGCACACAUCGUAUAUUGGACAGUCUUCUUCCUCCUGCUUCUGAAAUGAUCAAACAUUUGAGCCCACAGUCUAGUCCCUCAACUUAUCUUAAAUUGCUUGACUCCGCUUACGGGACAGUUGAAGACGGUGACGAGCUUUAUGCUAGGUUCAUGAGCACGUUCCAGAAUGAUGGAGAGUUACCUUCUGUUUUCCUGCAGAGACUGCACACUGCCUUAAGCAAAACAAUGAGACGUGGUGGUGUUUCCGCUCCUGAGUUUGACCAACAGCUUUUAAAGUAG